This is a messenger RNA of Alternaria triticimaculans, 513 nucleotides long. RefSeq lists its product as uncharacterized. Gene Ontology annotation, cellular component: preribosome, large subunit precursor. Gene Ontology annotation, biological process: ribosomal large subunit assembly. Bases 1 to 513 code for a protein of 170 amino acids. NCBI's taxonomy places the organism in Eukaryota, Fungi, Ascomycota, Dothideomycetes, Pleosporales, Pleosporaceae. The record is from RefSeq and is a predicted model, not a curated record. The transcript is spliced from 3 exons.
AUGGCGCCGCAAAGAGGAGCAAGCGGUAUCGAAAAGAAGAAGCGGUCGAAGAAGAGGAGGACGAGAACUGAGGUCUCAUCAUCGAGCGAAAGUGACAGCGAUGUCUCAAGCGUGAAGAGUCAAAAGGUGGCCGCGGUAGAAGAAGAACCUAAGGAUGUUUCGCCAGCGCCAGCACCAGCACCCGCUAAGAAAGAGAAGAAGAAGAAGAAGAAAUCCAAGACUGGCAGUGUACCAGAUGCUCAGCCAGAUGAAGAUGUCGCUAUGACAGAUGUACCAGCUUCUCCGCCACCAAAACAGGUAGCAUCAAAGGCUAGUCAACAGGCGCAAGACGAUUUCGGCGCCCUCUAUCUGCGCAAAAUCGCGGCUGAGUUCGCUGACGAUCUCGACAAAGUGCGUGAAGCGCCAGACUUCAAGGCGAGCAGUGUGCCGAUGCUCAUUCAUGCGCUCAAACAAGGCGAAAGUCUUUACAGUGUAGAAGAGAGAAAGAGGGUCGUAGGCGCGGCGAACGCGUAG